AAUUCGUACUCUUACCCCAAUCAGUGAAAUAAUUAUACGAUUAGUCCUAACACUUAUAUCCAUUCCUUAUACCGAGAUAUUUACUUUUAUUUAAAUACUGUGCAAAAACUGAAUAAUAUCUCUUCAAGUGGCACAUGUGUUUUUUGAGUUAUUAGAAUUGUGAUUUUAUUUCAAUUAAUCAAAUUUGAAAUUUAAAUGACAUAAUCGGUCGGGAGUCGACCGCCUACCACUCCAAGGGUUAUAAAUGUAAUAGUCUAUACUUACUCUCUGAGUCUUACUGACUCUGGUCCAUCCACGUAAUAUGUAAAUACUUGUCCCCAACAAAUAUAAUAAAGAAAUUGAUGUGUGUCGAACUGCUUUCACUUUGCGUCUGCAGCUCACGUGGUUCCAAAAUAUCGACACAAAGGACAUUAAAUCCUGCUAAUACACACUUCGCUCCCAUCUCCUUGGCCAGUGAACGGCACACCGCAAUCUCAUACCCACAGCGCACUCUUACCCAGAAGAUACUUAGAUGUUACAUAUAUGCAGUGCCAGCCCUUGCAUGUUCAUUAAAUUACACCACUGAUAACGGGGUCUGUUUAUCACCAAUCGGUGCAAAUUAUAUUUCGUCAACUGUUCAUUAUUGCCAAGGCGAUGUGGCAAUUUGCAUGCGAAGUAUUCAUUUUAAACGGACGACCUUGGGAGUCACAUCUUUUUUUUUAUAAGACACAGUGCCUAAUUAUCAGAUUUACCUGCCAGACACACUUUGUAAUCGGACCAAACCGGCCAAUUUGUACGGAUACAGCCAAUAGUGAAUUCCGGAUCACAAAAGAUGCCUGUGGCGUGUACCUACUAGUGAAUUCGUGGAUUAGAUCUGUCUAUCUGAUAAAAUAAUAUAAUCGAGACACUGUUCUAUUAAAUAGCUCCAGAUUCCUAAGAGCCUACCGCGAACACCGAAGUUCGCAGGCUGCGGGCAUCUUUCUCUGUUACUGUAAUUACGGCUUAGGUAAUUCGAGUAAAAGAAAAAGAUGCCAGCAAUAGGCGCACUUCGGUGUUCACGGCAGGCCGUCUGCUUUCACCAACUUAUCUCUAGAAAACUGUUACACUGCCUAAGAUUAUUUAUUUCUCUAUGCCUUAAUUCUUACCAAAUCUUUUGCCACGAUGGUCUAAAUACGAUAUAUUUUUUAGAAUUGCCCUAAAACGUGGCUCAUAGAGCCAAGGCACCGUGAAAUUUUGUUAACCUAGUUAAUUCCAUACUUAAGUACCUUCCUUAGCCAGAGUUCACACGUGCACAAUGCUAGUGAGAUUUAACUUCUAUUGGAUAUGUUUCGCAUUCAGCAUCAGUGUAUUGUUCAUUCUUGCUGUAACACGAUAUGCAGACAACACAAAUCACCGUUCAUAUCCAGAGAGGCCGGGAAAUUUUAAUAAAAUCAUGACGAUAGAAGGAGAAGAGCAAUGGAACAUCCCCCACGUUGGCUUACCAAACAUUGAAGACAUACUCGAGGAGACUAGAGUGAAAAUUGCAUUAGAGUUAUCGAAUUACAACUUCACAAAUUCAGCGGCAAAAAAUCUACAGGAAUUGCUGUUGGAAUCUGGGGGUCAGCCUCUAAGAAGCCUCAUUAUAUCAACGUGGAGGUCUGGCUCGACAUUCUUAGGUGAUAUUUUGAACGCGAUGCCUGGAAACUUCUACCACUUUGAACCAUUUAUGAAUGUCAAAGCAUUUCAGAUCAGAGGCCCGCCAGAAGCAGAAAAAGCAAUUAUAUCAGUCAAGGCCUUGUUUAAGUGUAAUUUCGAUUCAUUUUUACACAGAUAUUUAGAACAGUACCUUCGUAAUAAGGUGACACCAUGGUACCAGUUCAAACACAAUGACAGAUUAUGGAAGCACGUUAAAUACAACAGAGACCUGUUUUUUGAUCCAAUGUUCUUUUCUAGUUUUUGUAAAUUGUUCCCCUUCCAAAGUAUGAAAUUGGUGCGGUUCCGGCUACGAGUGGUGAGGGACGUUCUGGAUGAUCACGAACUUAAUGUAAAAGUGGUACUGCUGGUCCGUGACCCGCGGGCGGUCAUGCAGUCACGGCAAGGCAAGGGCGUGGAGUUUUGUAAGAAUACAAGCCCAGAUUGCUCGCAGCCUGAACUGCUCUGCGCUGACAUGAUAAGCGACUAUAUAGCUGCGAUAAAACUCCAGCGUCAAUACCCAAACAGGCUUAUGGUACUACGUAUGGAAGAUUUAUCUUUAGAUCCCAAAAGCACGACGCUCCGACUAUUCAAGUUCUUAGGGCUCAGCAUGACGCCCGAGGUUGAGCAGUUUCUGGACUCGCACACCACCCUGCAGGCGGGGGGAGCCUACGAAACCUUCAGAGUGUCCCGCGAUGUGCCGUUUAAGUGGAAGAAUAUUUUACACUAUGACUACGUCGAGGAGAUACAGAUAGCAUGCAAGCAAGCUAUGGAGUUGUGGGGAUAUCGCUCGGCGCACAACGCUACGCACAUGGCAAGCAAGGAGUUUUACCCACUGGAAACCUUAAAUCACUCGACGAUUUUAGGAAGUAAAUGAAAAAUUACGUUUUUUUAUUGAUAAAAAUAUGCAUUUUUAAUACAUUUGAUGUGCGUCUG
Cydia pomonella (codling moth) is the source of this 2586-nucleotide messenger RNA. Its product is annotated as carbohydrate sulfotransferase 4-like. Bases 1274 to 2527 code for a protein of 417 amino acids. Gene Ontology annotation, biological process: N-acetylglucosamine metabolic process; sulfur compound metabolic process. The transcript is spliced from 4 exons. Gene Ontology annotation, molecular function: N-acetylglucosamine 6-O-sulfotransferase activity. The record is from RefSeq and is a predicted model, not a curated record. Lineage: Eukaryota; Metazoa; Arthropoda; Insecta; Lepidoptera; Tortricidae.